GCUUAUAUAUGGAGAAAGCACACUUCUGUCAGCAUCAUUCGGAACAGGCAAGAUCGUAGAGGAUACAUAAGAAGAUACGCAAAUCAUUCGGAGGGAACUUGACUGAAUUGAUUCAUUGUAGAGGCCUUUAAAUCGUUGAUAACGUUGUAGUAACGCGUUUUCCUCAUUUCUGCGUCCAGAAAAAGAGAAGCAACGAUGAAGCUGUUGUGGCUUGUAGUGCUUGUGGUCGGCACCGUGCGUGCUGAUGACGACGACAAAAAGGACAGUGUGGGCACUGUCAUAGGAAUUGACCUGGGGACAACCUACUCAUGUGUUGGAGUCUUCAAGAAUGGACGUGUGGAGAUUAUUGCCAAUGACCAGGGUAACCGCAUCACCCCCUCAUAUGUGGCCUUCACCAGUGAGGGUGAGCGUCUCAUUGGUGAUGCUGCUAAGAAUCAGCUGACCUCUAACCCUGAGAACACAGUCUUUGAUGCCAAGAGGCUGAUUGGUCGCGCAUGGGGCGACUCCUCUGUGCAGCAGGACAUCAAAUACCUGCCUUUCAAGGUUAUUGAGAAGAAGAGCAAGCCCCACAUCCAGGUUGACAUUGGUGGUGGCCAGAUCAAAACCUUUGCCCCAGAGGAGAUCUCUGCUAUGGUCCUGACCAAGAUGAAGGAGACUGCUGAGGCUUACCUUGGCAAGAAGGUCACACAUGCUGUGGUGACUGUCCCUGCCUAUUUCAAUGAUGCUCAGCGCCAGGCCACUAAGGAUGCUGGCACCAUUGCUGGUUUGAAUGUCAUGAGAAUCAUCAAUGAGCCUACUGCUGCCGCUAUUGCUUAUGGCCUGGAUAAGAAAGAUGGCGAGAAGAACAUCCUUGUGUUCGAUCUGGGCGGUGGUACCUUUGACGUCUCCCUUCUGACCAUUGACAACGGUGUGUUUGAAGUGGUAGCCACCAACGGUGACACCCACCUGGGAGGUGAAGACUUUGACCAGCGUGUCAUGGAGCACUUCAUCAAGCUGUACAAGAAGAAGACCGGCAAGGACGUGCGCAAAGACAACCGCGCUGUGCAGAAGCUCCGUCGUGAGGUCGAGAAGGCAAAGAGGGCUCUGUCUGCCCAGCACCAGGCUCGUAUUGAGAUCGAGUCCUUUUUUGAGGGAGAAGACUUCUCUGAGACCCUGACCCGUGCCAAGUUUGAAGAGCUCAACAUGGACCUGUUCCGCGCUACAAUGAAACCUGUACAGAAAGUCCUGGAAGACUCGGACCUGAAGAAGUCCGACAUUGACGAGAUCGUGCUUGUUGGAGGCUCCACUCGUAUCCCUAAAAUCCAGCAGCUGGUGAAGGAGUUCUUCAAUGGCAAAGAGCCGUCCAGGGGCAUCAAUCCCGAUGAGGCUGUGGCGUACGGAGCUGCUGUCCAGGCUGGAGUGCUCUCUGGAGAAGAAGAUACUGGAGAAGUGGUCCUUCUGGAUGUGUGCCCCCUCACCCUUGGUAUUGAGACUGUUGGAGGAGUCAUGACCAAACUGAUCCCCAGGAACACUGUUGUGCCAACAAAGAAAUCUCAGAUCUUCUCGACAGCCUCAGAUAACCAGCCUACUGUCACAAUUAAAGUUUAUGAAGGCGAGCGUCCUCUGACAAAAGACAACCAUCUGCUGGGCACCUUCGACCUGACUGGCAUCCCCCCUGCCCCUCGUGGAGUUCCACAGAUUGAAGUCACCUUUGAAAUUGAUGUCAACGGCAUUCUACGCGUUACCGCUGAAGACAAGGGAACAGGCAACAAGAACAAGAUCACCAUCACAAAUGACCAGAACCGCCUGACCCCUGAAGACAUCGAGAGGAUGGUGAACGACGCCGAGCGCUUUGCUGACGAAGACAGGAAGCUGAAGGAGAGGAUCGACGCCCGCAAUGAACUGGAAAGCUACGCCUACUCUCUGAAGAACCAAAUUGGCGACAAGGAGAAGCUCGGUGGCAAACUGUCAGAUGAGGACAAGGAGGCCAUUGAGAAGGCUGUUGAGGAGAAGAUCGAGUGGAUGGAGUCCCACCAAGAUGCCGAUCUGGAAGACUUCCAGGCUAAGAAGAAGGAGCUGGAGGAAGUUGUUCAGCCUAUUAUCAGCAAGCUCUACGGCAGCGCAGGCGGACCUCCACCAGAGGGUGCCGAGGAGCAAGAAAAAGAUGAGUUGUAGGCAGGCUUGAAGUCUCUGGUUGCCCUUUUCCCUUUUAGGUGGCAUUAGCAUGAAUUUGAACUGAUGGGACUCAAUAGUGAGAGGAGUGGCAGGGAAGGGGUGACGAUAACAAGCAACCAUACUGAAUUUUCUAAAAGACUUGAAAAUAAACUUCAGUGUGAGAAAUGUCCUUCGCUGCAAGGCGGAGAUUCGUCAGCCCAGAUGAGGCUUGUUGCUGCUGUUCUCAGGCAGUCCUAAUGGGGGUUUUGUGAAGGGGAGGGGCUUAUUUGGGUGGGCAAGUUAUUAGUGGGUACACUUAGUAUGGAUGGUGUCUGUGGGAUCAAUGGUUCUGUUCACAGGCAGUGCUCAAAGUUAUUUAUUGUACUUCUGGAAAGACACUGAAAUAAAUGUUUCAUACAAACUA
Messenger RNA from Poecilia latipinna (sailfin molly), 2557 nucleotides. RefSeq names its product heat shock protein 5 (gene hspa5). The record is from RefSeq and is a predicted model, not a curated record. Lineage: Eukaryota; Metazoa; Chordata; Actinopteri; Cyprinodontiformes; Poeciliidae. Gene Ontology annotation, molecular function: ATP-dependent protein folding chaperone; ATP binding. The transcript is spliced from 9 exons. Bases 196 to 2154 code for a protein of 652 amino acids.